Molecule: messenger RNA, 2973 nt
Organism: Puccinia triticina
Lineage: Eukaryota; Fungi; Basidiomycota; Pucciniomycetes; Pucciniales; Pucciniaceae
Exons: 3
Coding region: 1-2973 (990 amino acids)
Cellular component (GO): nucleus
Molecular function (GO): ATP binding; RNA helicase activity; RNA binding
Source: RefSeq, a predicted model, not a curated record
AUGGACGACUCCGAUGGCCACUCAGAAAACGAAAUCGACCUCACAGAGACACUCGCAACCAUCCCAAGCAAAGCAAACGCCACAGCAAACCUGGCCACAUCCGAUGACGACGACGACGAGGAGGACCAGUUCAUCAGAACAUCCGCUCGCAGGGCCAACUUCAAGGCAGGCGCAAAACUGCUCAAGUCGACGGCGACCAGCAGCAAGAAGAACAUCACCGGCGGAGGAUCCUUCCAGUCACUCGGACUCCACCCAUCCCUCCUCCGCGCCAUCCUCCUCCGCGGAUUCAACUCGCCAACCCCCAUCCAACGCGCAGCCCUGCCCCACAUCCUCGCCAGCCCCCCACGCGAUGUCGUCGGCAUGGCCCGCACCGGAUCCGGAAAGACCCUCGCCUACCUCAUCCCACUCAUCCAAGCGCUUGGAGGCAUACACUCCGUCCAGUUCGGAAUCAGAGCCCUCAUCCUCGUACCCACCCGUGAACUCGCCCUCCAGGUCCUCAAAGUCGGCAAAGAUCUCGCAAAGGGCUUCAUCCAAGGCGAUCACCGCAACAAAUCUUCAUCCACUGCCGAUCAGCCCCAUAGCAAAGCUGAAGGCCUCAGAUGGGGCCUCAUCGUCGGCGGAGACUCACUCGAGGAUCAGUUUACAAUGUUCUCUACCAAUCCCGACGUAAUCAUCGCCACUCCAGGCCGUUUGCUUCAUCUGGUAGUCGAGAUGAACCUCGACCUCAAAUCGGUCUCCUUUGUGGUCUUUGACGAAGCCGACAGAUUAUUCGAGAUGGGCUUUGCCACCCAACUAGAAGAAACCCUCCAUCGACUGCCAGCCAACAGACAAACCCUGCUCUUUUCAGCCACCUUACCCAAGACGCUGGUCGAGUUUGCCAAGGCUGGCCUACAGAACCCAAAACUGAUCCGACUGGACAGCGAAUCCAAGAUCAGCUCGGACUUACAGAUGGCCUUCCUGAGCGUCAAGCCGAUCGAAAAGGAGGCCGCCCUGCUGGUCUUGAUCUCCAACAUCCUCAACGUACCCAAGCCCGACAUCAACCAACAAUCAAUCGAGUCUAACUUCUCACGAGGAUCCGGAUCGAACCUAUCCAAGCCCAGAAGCAAACCCACUCAGGAACUGGCAGCCCACCAGACCAUCGUCUUCACCGCCACCAAACAUCACGUCGAGUACCUCGGUGGACUGCUGAUUGCCGCUGGCUACCGAGUAUCGUUAAUCUACGGAGCACUCGACCAGACGGCCCGUCGGGAACAGCUUGACUCCUUCCGACUCGGCCAGACCAACAUCCUCGUCGUCACCGAUCUGGCCGCCCGUGGGAUCGAUAUCCCGAUCCUCGAGAACGUCAUCAACUAUGACUUCCCAAGCUCUGCCCGUGCGUUUGUCCACCGAGUCGGACGGACCGCUCGGGCCGGCCGGAAGGGCUGGGCGUACUCACUGGUCACCCAAUCCGAACUGCCCUUCCUCAUGGACCUCCAACUCUUCCUUUCCCGACCCCUACUCGCCUGUCCCACACCAGCCACCGAGGACCCGAGCCAGGUUGAUUUCUCAUCCAGCUUGGUGAUCGGAACGAUCCCUCGGGAACUACUUGACGCCGAGACCGAAUACGUUCGCGAAACACUAGUCUCGCCCAACUCGGCCCUCAUCGCCCUCGCCGGCGUCGUCAAGCGGGCCCAGAAGAUGUACGAGAAGAGCCAGAGUACGGCGAGUAAUGAGAGCCAUCGCCGGGCUAAAGAAUUUGUGCUGAACGGCAAAGGGUUCAGUGGGGCCAAGAACGAGGAGGCAUCGAUCCAUCUCAUCUUCAGCGAUCGGAAACAACAAGGAGAGCCCGUCGGAAUGCCCUCGGCUCAACGGAGCGUCAAGCGGGCCAAGAAGGAUGCGCAGGCGAACCAAUUGAGAGACCAGCUGUUGGCCAAAGUCAACCAGUUCACGCCCAACGAGACCGUCUUUGAGAUCGGUACACGCGGCAAAGGCCUCGCUGCACAGCUGAUGAGAGACCGGCGGAAGUCGAUGGGAAAGAAGAUCGCUGGAUCCAAGGAGGCCGCUAAACUCCGAGAGGACAAACAACGUGCAGAAGAACAGACCUUUGAUCCCACCACAUCUCGCGUCAAACGCACUCAGACUUCUGAACCCGUGAUCGCUGCUACCGAAGGAGAACUGGAGGAAACAUUCGAGAUGCCGCGCAAGAAGCCCAAAGUCAAGGAAGCUUUCCGGGAUCCGGAAGCAUACCUGACGUAUGAGCAGAGUGGGGCAGCAGAGGAGAAGGGGUACAAUCUGAACGAAGGCACGUCGGCGGAGUUCGUGACGCAGAGUAAAGCGGCACUUUUUGAUUUGGGCACGAACGACGAGGGCAAGCUGUCGAGUCUGUCGAACACGCAGAAAGCCUCGCAGGUGAAGUGGGACCGGAAGACGAAGAAGUUUGUCAAGGUGGGCCAGAUGGGCCAGGACAACAUCAAGCUGGUGAAGACCGAGAGCGGUGUCAAGCUCCCGGCCUCGUUCAAGACGGGCUCUUUCGACACCUGGAAGAAGGCCCAGAAGAUCCGGAUCCCGAAUGUCGGCGAGCAGGAGCUCGAGCACUCGAAUGCAUUCAACCACCUCCACCGCAAGUUCCGCCACUCCAGCGGGGCCCCUACCGGCCCCCAUUCCCGCGAGCCCCACCAACGUCACAAGCCUGGCGGAGAGCAUCCGAGGAAAGGCCAGAAAACGUUCGGGAAGACAAUCGACGGGCAGAAGAAGUUCCUCGGCCCUUCCCAUACCGUCACCCGAGGCUCCUCCUCCUCCAAAUCCUCCUUCUCGGGCAAUCCAAGACACAACAACCACCACAAAAACUCCGCCCAUCCGGCGGCGAAGAAAAAGCACAAGAACAGUAGUAACUCUUCUGCCGGCUUGAAAUCCGUCGACCAGAUCCGCAAGUCGAGGGAUCUCAAGGAGCGCAGAAAAAUCAGGUCGAAUCAACCUUCCCGGCGCAAGAAAUAA